AUGUGCCACUCCGACCCGAAUGGAGCAGAUGUGGGAAAAUUGGGAAAUUUUCUAGAGACUGAGGAAACAAUCUGGAUUCACAUAUGUCUACGUGUACUCCUCCGAGGCAUUGUGUUGUACGUGUUCUCUCCGCCUUCCAAUGGACGCGAUCGAGAUCGAGAACGAUUCGAACGUCGGCGAUGGGCCUAUAAAGGAAAUAAAAUUUCGAAUAGCUUUUCGGAAACCGAUAAUCUCAGCAUACCCCAUCGUCUCCCGAUUGCUGUUCUGCUGACCGCUCAUGCUCACUGUUUUCAUCCUCUAGCUCCUGGAUUCCCUCUACUUCGAUUCGUUUUCGAGGGCCUUCUAUCUGUUCGCGAUUGA
Messenger RNA from Strongylus vulgaris, 360 nucleotides. The record is from the annotation of a GenBank genome assembly. NCBI's taxonomy places the organism in Eukaryota, Metazoa, Nematoda, Chromadorea, Rhabditida, Strongylidae.